CUUAUGCCCUCUUCUCUCGGAUGUUUGGAUGCCCCCUGGGUGGGCCCAACCCGUGUCUUAGGAAACUAGGGAGGAAAGGCUGGCAGGUAGGCGGUCGGGCGUGGUGACUUCCGCUUCCGGGAGUCAAAGGGCAAGCGGAAUGUAAACACUGGACCACGGGAGUGUGAGGCGAACCGGUGCGCACUGGAAUCCCGACAGGAGGAGGAAAGCGAGGCGAGAUGGCAUCCUUUGGGUGGAAGAGGAAAAUUGGUGAGAAAGUCUCCAAGGUCACUUCCCAGCAGUUUGAAGCUGAAGCUGCUGAUGAGAAGGAUGUCCCUGAGAGUGAUGAAGGGAAUUGGCUUCAUGCUGUUAAACGUCGGAAGGAAGUUCUCCUUGAAGGCUGUGCUGAGAAAAGUAAACAGCUGAAGGACGAAGGUGCGAAUUUGGCUGAAAAUAAAAGGUAUCGUGAGGCAAUUCAGAAGUGGGAUGAAGCACUCCAGUUAACCCCAAAUGAUGCCACCUUAUAUGAGAUGAAAUCACAGGUCCUAAUGUCUCUUCAUGAAAUAUUUCCAGCAGUACAUGCGGCAGAAAUGGCUGUCCAGUGCAAUCCACAUUCAUGGGAGUCUUGGCAAACUUUGGGACGUGCUCAGCUUGGAUUAGGAGAGAUACUGCUGGCAAUUCGAAGUUUUCAAGUAGCCCUUCAUAUCUAUCCCAUGAACCCUGAAAUUUGGAAGGAAGACCUUUCUUGGGCAAGAACACUUCAGGAGCAACAGAAAGUAGCAGAGAGGAUCAAGAAAAGUGAAGCACCAGCUGAAGUGACACAUUUUUCACCGAAGUCCAUUCCUGACUAUGACUUUGAGAGUGAUGAGAUUGUUGCUGUGUGUGCAGCUAUUGCUGAGAAACAGAAGACAGUUUCAGCAAAUAAAACCAUGGUUAUUGUGUCGGCUUCUGGGACCGUAGAGACCGUAACCGAGAAGGAAGAUGGUGCCACACCACCAGAUGGAUCUGUUUUUAUCAAAGCCCGAUGAAGCUCUAUGUGUAGAGGAAUCCUUGGAAUCUGUCUUUUUGAUUGCCACGUGAAGUUUAGACAUAGGAACAUUUGCUCUGGUGAAAGAGGACAGAACUCCUGCUUGUAAAAUAAAUUCUUCAGAUGAGGCAUGUAACAACUCAGUGGUAGAAUUUUUCUGUUGUGUUUCGAGUAUGCUUUCAUAAGUUAUGAUUUAUACUUUCAAGAUUAGAAUUCUAAGUAAAUUUUUUGAUUAAUAAACUUAAUAGAAAUGUAUAAAUGAACACAUUUUAAAGACAGCUUGAAAAGUGUGUUCGUGAUUAGUUAACUUGAUGGUGAAUGUUAUUAAAAUGCUGACUCAUUGACUUGUUUUAUGAUAAAGUGAUUUCUUUCUGUCUUAGAAAUAAACCAUUGCUCUUUGAUUUUUCUUGUUUCACUAGUAUAAGUUUAUCAGAAAGCUUGAGUAUUUUUGAUAAUAAUUUUGAUUCAAAGAUAUUUUGUUCUAUGUGGAAUCUUUGAAAGUGUGUCUGAAAAUGCAUGCAGUUGUGUUUAUUCUCAGCUUUCUCUGGUUUCUUUGAGUUCUGAUUUGUGCUUCCGUUUUCACUUUAAAGUUGUAACAAUGGUAGUUUUCUCCUUCAGUAUUUGAUAAAUGUAUGAAGUAUUGAUAAAUGUCCGAGUGAUUUUUUUAAUAAAAGUCUUGUAGUAGAUGGGGUAAUCCUUACCACAAGUGAGUCAUUUUUAAAACAAUGACAUUAUGCGCAUGUUAUUGAAAUUAUGCUGCUUAAUGAUAUCAAUCAAAAAGCAAUAUUUUUUCAAAAACUCAAAAAACUUUGAAAACACUUUUAGUCUCAAAAGCUCAACAAACCUUGAAAACUCUUAUUUUUUGUUUCUGACUUUCCAGCUGAUGAUUUAGAAUUACUUUUCUAGUAACUUUUUUGAAACUAGUCAGUGAAAUGAAAAGUAAUUAGAAGUCUAAAUAACUAAUUUAUAUCUUUCUAGAAAUAAAAAAAAUUUAGGAAUGUUACUAUUAGAGUACCAAUUAGUGAAAAAUUUUAACAAAAAAAUGCAUAGAAACUGGAUUGUGUUUUUUAGUUCUGUCCCAUGAGUAGGAGAAGGAUACAUUAAGUAGAGUUUAUUGAAAGGCCCAAACACAUUCAUAAAUCAAGAGUACCAUUGCUAAUAUGAGUCGCUUGUAUGUCAUAUGUAUUGUAGUAAAACUGUGUAGAACUAUUGAGUACUGUUACUUCUGACACUCAGGAAGAUAUUAGUGUAAAAUUAAUUUUACUUUUCUUAGAGGUAAAAUAAACUACUUUGUGUUGAGAAAUUUUACCUAACACUGUUGAGCAUAUAAGUAAUGGUCUCCUUUUCUGUGAGGAUGAUUUUUGAAAAUUUUGUUUUUGUGAAAUGCUUCUUUCCCAUCCUUCCAUCCGUCUCUUCCUUCCUUCUUACCUGUACUUCCUUCCUUCCUUCCUUUCUUUUUCCCAGAGUUGGAGAAAUUGGCGCUUGCCUUAAAAAUUAUUUUAAGUUUUCCCCUAAGUCAUAUCAUCAAAAAGUUAAGUCUGGCUGGAGAGGUCAGUUUUAGAGUAAUACAAAAAUUUACUUUGUUUAAUAAGGAAUAUUCUCAUGGGUAUUGAUAGAUAUCCAUAGAAAGUACUCAAUAUUUGGUAUGUUGUUUUGAGUAAUGGAUAUUUGUUUAUUGUGUAAUUUGUGGAUAUUUUUUCCCUUGUAUUUUGUAAAGUUUUUUUUAAAGUUUUUUUAUUUAUUUGAAAGCAGAGUUGCAGAGAGGCAGAGGCAGAGAGAGAGAGAGAGGUCUUCCAUCUGCUGGCUCACUUCCCAAAUGGCUGCAAAAGCUGGAGGUGGGCUGAUCUGAAGCCAGGAGCCAGGUGCUUCUUCCAGGUCUCCCACGCGGGUGCAGGGUCCUAAGCACUUGGGAUCCUCUGUUGCUUUCCCAGGCCACAGCAGAGAACUGGAUUGGAAGUGGAGCAGCAGGACUUGAACCAGUGCCCAUAUGGGAUGCCGGCAUUGCAGGUGGUGGCUUUACCUGCUGUGCCACAGCACCGGCCCCUCCCCUGCAUUUUGAAGAUUUUUUUGUGUUGUAAGCUUUUGAGAAAUUACUUUAAUUUACAUAAUUUCUUAUGUGAGAGCAAUGUAUAUAUAAAUAAUUAAGAAUAAUAAAUAUGAGAGUAAUACAUGUAAAGCCCCUUGCAGGUGAGGUGCUUAGUACAUGCUUUCUAUUUCUAGAAAAAGCUUGUAUUCAUUUGGAGAUAUUUUACCUCAGUUUCUUCUGAUUUUUUUUAAAGAUUUAUUUAUUUAUUUGAAAUUCAGAGUUGCAGAGAGAGAAAGAGAGAGAGAGAGAAAGAAGUCCUCAAUCCAAUGGUUGACUCCCCAAGUGGCCACAACGGCUGGAGCUGCGCCGACCCAAAGCCAGGAGCUUCCUCUGGGUCUCCCAUGUGGGUGCAGGGGUCCAAAGAUUUGGGCCAUCCUCUACUGCUUUUCCCAGGCCAUAGCAGAGAGCUAGAUUUUGGAAGUGGAGCAACUGGGUCCCGAACUGGUGCCCACAUGGGAUGCCGGCGCUUCAGACCAGGGCAUUAACCCGCUGCGCCACAGUGCCAGUCCCUCUUCUGAUUUUAAGAAAGGAGAACUUCUUGGGGCACCGAUCCUGUCCCAGUUGCCCCUCUUCCAGGCCAGCUCUCUGCUGUGGCCAGGGAGUGCAGUGGAGGAUGGCCCAAGUCCUUGGGCCCUGCACCCCAUGGGAGACCAGGAGAAGCACCUGGCUCCUGCCAUCGGAUCAGCGCGGUGUGCCGGCCGCAGCGCGCCUACCGCGGCAGCCAUUGGAGGGUGAACCAACGGCAAAAGGAAGACCUUUCUCUCUGUCUCUCUCUCACUGUCCACUCUGCCUGUCAAAAAAAAAAAGGAGAACUUCUUAUUCCUACCUAUCUAAAAGUGAGAUGUUACUACUUCUGAUGCUAAUAGAGCGGAUGGUUAUCAGUUGGAGAUUUUUGUUGACAUCAGGUUUAUGCCUCAGGCUCAAAGCAGACAAGAUCUAGGAAGGAGUGCAUAUAGCCACUCUGUUAAAGAAGUUAGUGUUUCCUCAUAUUGACAUUGCUAGGCAGUUUAGUCUCAUCCUUAUAUUAAUAUAAGACGUAAAAUAGUUUAGAUGUAAGAUGCAGGAGAAAAAGGAAUAAUGAGUUACAGAGAAAAAAGCCAGCUCAUUUCUCCAGGCUUCAAAAGAUGCUUGGUUUAGCUACCACUCACUCUUCUAUGCAUAAAGAGAAAGAUGCAUCUAUUACUUUGCAAAGAUGUGAAUACUGAUAUAUGAAUCUGUAAAAAAGGUUGCUAGUUGUAAUAACACAUCUUUUUGAUUCUGAAGAAAAAUAAUUGACGUUAAGGAUAGUGGUAUAAUAAAUGUUAAAAUCUAAAAUGAUAUUGUUUAAUGCUCAGACUAUAUUGGAUAUAAUUUGUAUUGUUUGAAAAUUGUUGGAAUAGACACUCAUUAGUCAGAGUACUGCAUAUGCCUGAUCACUUGAGAAUCACUUUCUAGAAAACAGGCUGUUGGGUUAUAUGAGUAUUUAUCAGAAAUAUGCUCGCAGAUACGACAUAAAACAUCAAAAAGUUAUGCAAGAUAUAUAUAUAUAUAUAUAUAUAUAUAUAUCAUAGGACUGAAAUCUGCUGCAACUGAGACCUACAUGAACAAUUUGAUGUUAGUGGUUUAGGUGUGAAAACCUUUUGAACUGAUGUUAUACAUGAAAACUUAAAGGACUUUUUUAUUUUCAAAGCUUUGCCUUAGAGUUUUCAUGGCUUUAACUGAGCAGCAUAAUCUUUUCAAUUUAAAAACUAUGAUUUUACAUAAUUCAAAAAUUUGUUUCACUGCUUUUCUCAACAAAUUAUGAGUCAUCUCUUUAAAUUUCUUCGCAUUAGAAGCUCUUCUAAAUUGAUUGAAUUAUGAUUUAAUGACAUAGAGGUAUCUAAAUGAGUUGUGAGUUGACACAAGAACCAUGGUUCCAUAGUAAUUAUCUUCAGUGUGUAUAUUAAAUGUGUUUUUUUCUGAGAGGUUAUUAUUAAGCUAAUGUAUUUUAUAAUUGAUGGUAUUUAGGAUAGAGAAAGGUAGUUGUUUUUUGUAACUAAUAAUAAAAUAUGGAAAUUUUUAAAUAAUUUACUUCCUUACUACAGUAAAUUAAAACAAAAUAAAGGAGUCAAUUCCUGAAGUCAUGUACCUUAGUCACUUGCAAUUAAAAAUGGUUACAUUGAUGGAAGAUAAAAGAUGGCAUGCCUGAAUCUUUUUUUAAUGUGUGUUAAUGUAAACUUCCCUUGUUCUAUGUGACAUGGUGAAUGAAAGCUUGAGAAACGUUAAUCACUGGUGGGAAGGGAAAGGCUGGGCUUCCUUUUAUAGUGCUUCCUAGUGAAAUCGGAAAAGACCCCCUAAAAUCUACACUAAAAAUGUGGCCCCUUAAGUUUCCCUAGAAAUGCUAUCUGGUUUGCCACAUGUGCUACCGGAAUUUGGGGUGCCAUGCGAUUUCACCACAGGCUUAUUAUUAAAUCCCCAAUAUUAAUAAGCCCAAGAGGGUUCUUGCCUAAUAUUUAGAGAAGAAUUCUAAAUAUCUCCACAGAUAAACGAGGCAGCAUGGUACGUUUUAAGCUUCUAUUUAGUGAGAAAGAUACAUAGGAGAGUGAGAGCUUUAUUUAAGAGAGUGGUGAAUAGGGGUUCAUACCAAGCACCUGGAACCAGCCAUGUGGAUGAGCAUCUAGGCCAGGAAGCCUGGAGCACAUGGCCCGAAGGCCAUGUGCCCUGGAGGCACAGGGCUACAGCCAGCCCCCUCCUGGCAAGAGUCCAGGGAAGAAGAGAGAGCCAGACACACUGUGCCCCAGGCUUUUAACCCACUUCCAAAGAGGAGUGGUUAAUUAACCUGAUUGGCUGGUUGGCACCCAGGUCUAGCCAGGUAGGGGGGUGAGGUCACACAGGGGCAUGGCGAAGGCAUGGUCUUCCAGCACACAAACCUAAUCAAUUUUAGCCUGUAUGCCUGCCUACUUCACUAGGACAUGCAAAGGAUCCAGGUCUCUCACUCCUACCUUUCCAAGAAAGAAGAUGGUUUAUUAGGUUAUACAACUGGGCGUGCUAUCUCCUUUUCCUCCUUUCUUUGGAUUUGUUAUCUCUGCAGAGAGCCUGUGUUGUGGUCUCAUGCCAGCUACUUGUGAGUCUUGCUGUACAGGCUCUCCGCUGAUGCUUGUGCCGCUCUGCCCAUACUGUGGUGAGCAGCUCUAAUAGUGGGUUAAAUAUUAGAUAACCAUUGUUGGCACAAACCUAAAUUAUAUCUUCUAACCUAGCCUAUUUUUAGCAAUAUGGUUGAUAUACUCUGCCUGAUUCUAACAUGGUUUAAGAGUUUGGGGUGCAGGAGACAGGUUAUAAUUUUAUGACUCCCUCCAACUUCACAAAAGUGUGAGUAUAUUUCAAUGUAAAUAUGAAAUAAAAACCAAAUGGAAUUAAUUUCUAAUUUUAGAUUUUUUGUCAUGGCAAUUCUAUUGAAAAUGAAUGAUGUUAAUGAAGAGGCAAUAGUGAAAAUUUGUUCAGGGUAUUUAAAAGGUCUACUGAUGGAGUUGUGAUGCACCGUAAUAUUGCCUCUAGAUUUAACUGGAAAAAUAUAAAACAAAUUAUGAUAUCCCUUGCCCCCCAUCAGCUUUCUAAAAUGGGCAUAAUUUAAAUGUAGUCAAGAACUGCUAACAUUUCAGACAGAUUGCAUAUACAAUGGUGGUUCCAUAAAGCUGUAUGGUUCAGUGGGAUCAUAGUCAUCUUAGUUGUAUAGAUAGUUUAUGAUCUUACAAUAACUAAGUUGCCUAAUGAUGCUUUUCUCAGAAUGUAUCCCCAUCAUUAAGUGAUGCAUGACUGUAUAACAAUGCAGUCAUUUUAAGUUUAUAGUUUGGAGACAUUUGACAAAUGUGAACAUCCACUUAACUAGCACUAUCAUCAUGAUACAGUGUCCAAAGAUCUUUUUCAGUGAGUUCCCCUCCACCCUAAUAGCCAACCCUAUUCAUUUACUUAACUGCUUUCUGUGAGCAUAAAUUAGUUAUAACUUUCCUAGAAUUUCAAAUAAAAAGAUCAUAUAAUGUGUAUUCUCAUUCUGUCCGAAUUUUUUUGCUUAACAUAAUGCUUUGAAAACUAUCCACCUUAUUGCUUUUAUCAGUAAUAUGUUCUUUUUAUUGCUGAGUAAUAUUCUAUUGUAUGGACGUACCACAUUGUGUUUAGCUGUUCAUCUGUUGGUGGACAUCUAGGUUGUUUUGAUCUAUUGAGUGCUGAUCUAUUAUGAAUAAAGCUGCUAUGU
Lepus europaeus (European hare) is the source of this 7299-nucleotide messenger RNA. RefSeq names its product tetratricopeptide repeat domain 33 (gene TTC33). NCBI's taxonomy places the organism in Eukaryota, Metazoa, Chordata, Mammalia, Lagomorpha, Leporidae. Gene Ontology annotation, molecular function: protein binding. Bases 219 to 1007 code for a protein of 262 amino acids. The transcript has 5 exons. The record is from RefSeq and is a predicted model, not a curated record.